Messenger RNA from Danaus plexippus (monarch butterfly), 4646 nucleotides. It is a transcript of the gene alpha-Man-IIa, whose product is annotated as alpha-mannosidase 2. NCBI's taxonomy places the organism in Eukaryota, Metazoa, Arthropoda, Insecta, Lepidoptera, Nymphalidae. Gene Ontology annotation, cellular component: Golgi membrane. The coding region runs from base 328 to 3792 and encodes 1154 amino acids. The record is from RefSeq and is a predicted model, not a curated record. Gene Ontology annotation, molecular function: alpha-mannosidase activity; carbohydrate binding. Gene Ontology annotation, biological process: protein deglycosylation; mannose metabolic process; N-glycan processing. The transcript has 20 exons.
ACAAAAUUUAAGUGUAAUGAGAGUCUUGUAAAGAAGUUGAAAAUAAAUAUUAAGCCGAACACAUACCUACAAUUGUGAAAGUAUCAACAAUUUUUUCCAAUUUCCGAAUUCUGAUAUUAGUAUUCGUGUAGCUUACGUGUAACAAGUGAUAAAAAUAUUUGCUUCAGUGCACCAAUUUAUAAAUUUUAUCUAUAAACAUUCUUAUAGGUGUAAUUAACGAUAAUUUAUUAUAUAAUUUAGUUUAAAGUUGUAAACAUUGAUAUUUAAAUAUAAAAAAAUAUAUAUGACAUUUAUAUUUACGUUAUAAGUGAAGCUACGAGUUACAUUAUGAGAAUUAGAAGAUUAUCAUAUUUUUUUUGGGCAACUUGCAUAGUAGCAUUUAUAUUUAUUUUAUACGUGGUAACGGAUCUUAGCUUCAAGCUGCCAAGCAUAAAACCGGCUAUGGUGGAGCUGGAUGAUAAUAAAUGGACAGCAUUUGAAUCAAAACUUCAGAAAAUAGAGAAGGAGCUUGACCAACAUCAUGCCGUUGUUGGUGAGAUUAAGAACGCCAUGGAUCAGAUUGUGGAACAAUCCCAAGAGUUUUACCCACCACAGAAGAGACCAAAGGAGCGCAAGGAAAGUAAAAUACGAGAGUUCAAGGUUGUGGGAGAUGAACCACCGAGAAUGCAUAAAAAGAUUAACAUGUCCUGUCCAGCCAUACAGACCUCGGCUAAGUCUGAUAUACAGAUGCUCUCGAUGUAUGACCGAAUCAUGUUCGAUAAUGUUGAUGGCGGAGUGUGGAAACAGGGCUGGAACAUUGAAUACAAGGAUAACCAGUGGAGUAGCAAAAAUAAGCUGAAGGUGUUCAUUGUACCUCAUUCACAUAAUGAUCCUGGUUGGUUGAAGACGUUUGAGAACUACUACAAGACUCAAACAAGAGCUAUCUUCACUAACAUGGUUGAAAAGCUGAAUGAAGGGGUCGGAAGGAAGUUCAUAUGGGCGGAAGUGAGCUACCUCGCGCUCUGGUGGGCGAGUGACGCUACUGACAAAGAGAAACUUGCUUUCCAGAAAUUACUUAAAUCUGGACAGAUUGAGAUCGUAACAGGAGGAUGGGUUAUGAACGACGAGGCCAACUCACACUGGUUGUCGAUAGUACAGCAACUGACUACGGGUCACCAGUGGCUGAUGGAUAACGUGGGAUAUAUACCGAAAAACCAUUGGUCGAUUGACCCCUUCGGUUAUUCUAGUACCCAGCCGUACCUGUUAAAACUGUCCGGUCUAGAAAACUCUGUGAUACAAAGAGUACAUUACAGGGUCAAGAAGGAACUCGCCAUGAAUAGACAAUUGGAGUUUAAGUGGAGGCAGUUAUGGGACGGUGUUGGUAAGACUGAUAUGUUCACUCACAUGAUGCCGUUCUACUCAUACGACAUCCCACACACAUGCGGCCCUGAUCCUAAGAUAUGUUGCCAGUUCGACUUUAAAAGAUUGCCAGGUAAUGGCGUAACCUGUCCUUGGGGAAUACCGCCGAGAAAGAUUAUACAGAAGAAUGUUAACGAACGGUCGUCCAUAAUCCUGGACCAAUGGCGGAAGAAGGCUCAGCUGUAUAGAAGCAACGUCCUGCUGGUGCCGCUGGGAGAUGACUUCAGAUAUGACCGCGCCAAUGAAUGGGACAACCAGUACUCCAACUACGACAUGAUCAUCAGCCAUAUCAAUGAGAACGACUCCUGGAAUGCUGAGGUACAAUUCGGCACUCUAUCAGACUACUUCAAGGCGUUGCACGAGGAGGUGAAGCUGUCAGACUUCCCGGUGCUCUCCGGAGACUUCUUCACGUACGCCGACCGCAACCAGCACUAUUGGAGCGGAUACUACACCUCGCGACCCUUCUACAAGAGAAUGGAUAGAGUGCUACUGGCCUAUGUCAGGGCGGCGGAAACAAUCAGCAUGCAAGUGUUCCUGUCGUCAUCGACCAGGCAGCUGGUGUCUCUGCAGCUGGAGGAGCGCGUGGACGCCGCACGGAGAGCCCUGGCGCUGUUCCAACAUCACGACGGAGUCACCGGCACAGAGAGGGACGAGGUGCGAGAGGACUACGCCAAGAAAUUGUUACAAGCUAUAAAGUACUGUCAGUCGGCGAUCCAGCAGUCCGCCUACCACCUGCUGCGGGAGCCGGUCCUCAAGGACCAGAAACAGGAGGAUGUUUAUUUCGACGUGGACGACAUCUGGCGGAGACAUGACGAGAUACCUUCUAGAAUAACCAUCACCUUGGACGCGAUGUUCCCUUCUAGAAGAAUAGUGCUCUACAACGCGUUACCGUUCAGAAGAUACGAAGUCCUAACGCUGAUCGUCUCGUCACCACAUGUUGAGGUGUUCGACCAGGAAGGUUCGCCCCUGAUGUCGCAGGUGUCCCCGGUGGUGGCGGGCGAGCGACGCCUGGGCUUCGCUGCCAACAAGUUCCAGCUAUCGUUCCCCGUCAGCGUGGGCUCCCUGGGCCUGGCCGUCUACAGCGUGGCCUUGAGAGACGCCGCCUCCAUCAACAAAUACACGUCGUACUCCCACGUGCGUAUCUACAACGCGGACUACUGGUCGGUGGACCUGCCGAGGAUGUUCGCAGUGGAGCAGCCGGCCGGUCGCCUGGCCGAUGAUGUCACACUCCGUGCCAACAACACGCGCCUCGUUGUCACCAAGGACGGACUACUGAAGGCUCUGGUGGGGCCGAACGGACGGACCACGCCCAUACACAUGGACUUCGUACAAUACGACACCCAGAAAACUCCUGAUAACAACAGCGGCGCGUACCUGUUCAUGCCGGCGGGACCCGCGACGGACCUCAACACGGACCCCUACCCUGAGAUAGUGAUCAUAGAGGGACCCUACAAGGCCACCGUGUACACGGGACUCGUGGGUCCAAAGGAGGCCGAGAUAGUCCUGGCUAUGUCAGUGUACACCAACCCGUCGUUGGGUCACAGCGAGGUGGAGCUGGACAACACCUUCCAGCUGGACCAGGCGGUCGACGACCUGGAACUGGCGAUAAGACUCUCCACUAACAUUAAGAACGGAGACACCUUCUACACGGACCUCAACGGAAUGCAGAUGAUACGGCGACGGUACUUCGAUAAACUUCCCCUGCAAGCGAACUUCUACCCUCUGCCGGCGGCGGCCUACAUCGAGGACGCUGCGACCAGGCUGACAGUAGUGACGUCCACACCGCUCGGCACCGCCGCCCUGCAACCCGGACAGAUAGAGAUAAUGCAGGACCGUCGGCUGAGUCGCGACGACAACCGCGGCGUGAACCAGGGCGUCCUCGACAACGUGCGCACAAGACACGUGUUCAGGGUCAUCGUAGAACACUCGCAACCCAACUGCCAGUCUACAGCCGCGGACCGUACUAGCGGGCACCUGUCUCUGGGCGCGGCGGUGUCUCAGCGGACGCUACAGCAGCCCCUGGUGGUGAUGCAGUUCACAUCCGAGGAGGUUCCCCCCACCGCAGCGCCCCCGCACGGCGCCGCCGACGUCGAACUGGCCUCUAUACGACCAGCUCGAGGGAUGAAGGACGGCUCUAAACUGCAAGGUGUUGGGGCGACGUUCAGACGACUACAUUUUGACAGCUGCUAUGGAAAUGACAUCGUCAGCAAAUGGUACCGCGUAGGAGACGGACAGAUCUCACUCAACGAUAUGUUUGAAGUCCAACCUGACAAAGUGUUCGAAAGUUCACUGACCUUCAACACCAUAGGGAAUCCCAUCCCCGACGGCAUCCUGACGUUAUGUCCCAUGGAAGUGAGAUCGGUAUUCAUCAAUCAGACCAUAAAACACGGGUGAAUGAACCUCGCUAUGGUGUUUGUUCUAUAAACACUUGUGUGUAUUUAUUUGUGAUGAUUCUCAUCGAGUCCUUAAAAGUCACUUAACAUAAUUAUUUCGUACAAACCGAAUUUUUAGAAUAAUUUUAUAUGACGUGUAAUUUAAUUUAUAUAUUAUUAUUAUAAAUAACAAUUUUCACUCUACAUAGCUUGAUCUAAUAUAAGUACUUACCGCAGCACCAAUUACAGAUUAAUUUAAAUAUCACCCAUAAAUAAUCCGUUUAUUUUUUAUAAAUAGCGCCAUCUGUGUACAAGAAGUAUAACUAACGGCAGUAUUUAUUUAACAGUUUUGAAAAACCAACUCCAUUAUUUAAAUGAUUGUUCCCAAUGAGUUGUAUCGAGUAACGUAAACAUUUUGUUCCCGUGUAACAUUCGUCGAGUUUCUAAUCUCGUCUCAUACUAUAACGCACAAUAAUUCUGUAUAUUCAAUGUAUGUAUGUUUGUCCUAUACUCGUGUAGCUAGAUGUAGCGUGGAAAAUAUUAAAUCGCAUUGAUAUAUCACUAAGCGUAGUAGAAACCGUUUCUUACAUUAUUUCAAACUUUCUAUCGACUGUAUAGGAAUUAUUUUAAUAAUUGCAAUAUCAACAUUCCUAUGUUUAUUUUAUAUAUUUUUCGAUGUUUCCUAUUUAUGUAAAUUUGUAUAUAUUUGUUGGAGAAAUAUUGUUUCAUCGGAGUGCUGUACAUACUGAAGUGUGUCCGACUUCGUUUUUAGAUCCGAAAAUAAAGAAAUAGAUUUUAAGUCAGACACGAACGUGUUUUUAAUGUCCUUAAUAUAGUUAUCAGUGUUAUUGGAUGAAUAAAAUGUCCGAAAUAAUA